Molecule: messenger RNA, 1032 nt
Organism: Purpureocillium takamizusanense
Lineage: Eukaryota; Fungi; Ascomycota; Sordariomycetes; Hypocreales; Ophiocordycipitaceae
Exons: 1
Coding region: 49-1032 (327 amino acids)
Biological process (GO): protein phosphorylation
Molecular function (GO): protein kinase activity; ATP binding
Source: RefSeq, a predicted model, not a curated record
GAUAGCACGGUUUCUGUAAGGUACAACGGCAGGUGCUUCCACAUCCACAUGUCGCAGCGUUUCCUCCGCAACUCGCCGAUUGCCACUGCCCUGUAUCUCAAAUACCUCCGAGCCAUCCAGCCCGAUGGCCCUGGCGAGUUCGACGGCAUCCUCGAUGAAGACGUCUACUCAUGGAUUGUCGGACUAUUUUCGCCAAUAUUCAAGCGAUUAGCACCAGAUCCAUUUCCCUCCUUUGACCCUGAUGCAAUUCGCGGCGGUCUAGCGACACCUCUGCUCUCGGAGUACCUCUUUCCCGACACCUUCGGUUGCCGCCUCGACGCCGAGGAUGAAGAGUUCAUACCGCGGCAUACUGACAACCAUGGUGGCCUCGUCCCGUCCCGGACCUGGCUUGAUGACGGCGUUCUGGACGAGCUCGAGCAAUGGGCUCGCUUCUUCGACCCUUCGGACAUUGAAGUCUACUUCUCCAACCCAGAACACGCGCUGGACAGGAUGCCUACGUUGGUAAAGGUCAGAUUGGAUGGUGUCGGACAGCCAACGACCUGCUUCUUCAAGUCCUUUGGAUCUGGUAUAACCGGCGGUCCCCUCAACAGGGAACUCGACGUCUAUAGGAACAUUCACACGUCCGGCCUGAAGGAAGACACAAUGGUUGGACGUCUCGUCGGCGUAGUUCACGAGAAUAAGCAUGACAGCACACUGGGCUUGCUGCUGCGGUACAUUGACCACCGUGGGACGCUCUAUGACGCGGUGCAAGGUAACCCGCCUGGCCAACUUCGGCACAAGUGGGCGGCACAGAUCGAGAAAGCGGUGCACGAGCUGCAUCGUAUUGGUAGUGUUUGGGGCGAUGCGAAGCCGGAGAAUGUACUCGUUGACCGAGACGACAACGCUUGGAUAACCGACUUCGAGGGCGGGUAUACAUAUGGCUGGGUUGAUCCUGGCGUUGCAGGGACGGUGGAGGGGGACCUGCAAGGCUUGCAACGAAUCAUCAGAUUCAUCUUUGAUGGGCCGCAGGGCGAUAUUGAGAGGGUUCCUUAG